AUGGAGAUUCCCAUGGGGAGCCAGUGCCACUUCUCAAAGGGCCUCCUGCUCUCAGCCUUACUCCUGGCCCUCUGGGUCCCCCGCGGCUCCUGGGCGGCCCUCCGCAUCCAGAAGAUUCCAGAGCAACCUCAAAAGAACCAAGACCUUCUCCUGUCUGUCCAGGGCAUCCCAGGCACCUUCCAAGACUUCAUCUGGUACCUGGGGGAGGAGGCCUAUGGCGGCACACGGCUGUUCACCUAUAUCCCAGAGCUAGAGCGACCCCAGAGAGAUGGCAGUGCCAUGAAGCAGCGUGACAUCAUCGGCUUCCCCAACGGCUCCAUGCUGCUGCAUCACGCUCAGCCCAGCGACAGUGGCACCUAUCACGUGGAGGUCACCAUCAACCCUUCUUGGACCAUGCGGGCCAAGACUGAGGUCCAUGUGUCCGAAAAGCAAACGGAGCUGCCCAUUACCCAACUGCCCGUGACCACUGGGAUCGCGGCUGCCAUCAUCAUUGGAUCACUUGCCGCCGGGUCUCUCUUCAUUGGCAGCAUUGCCUAUCUCCUGGUGACAAGAGGCUGGAGAGGCCGGAGCCACAGGAUGACGACCACAGCGAAACCAGAGCUGAGCCCCAGGCGUGACACCGGUGACAACAACAUCUAUGAAGUGAUGCCAUCCCCAGUCUUCCUGGUGUCCCCCCUGAGUGGCACAGAGUUCACGAACGGCCUCACGGCCCCACCCCUGCCCCCGCCCCUGCAGCCACAGCCGGAGACCCAGCACUACCAGGACCUGCUGAAUCCCGAUCCUGCCCCUUACUGCCAGCUGGUGCCAACCCCCUGAAGGCCAGUGGCUGAGGGAAAACCUCAGCCCUCCCCUGGGGACAUCACACCUGCAGAAGAGCCACAUCAGCAAGACCAAGUUAUCGGGGCCAUGGGGCUGACAAGGUGCACUCAGCUGAAGACAUAGCCUGGCAUUUGGCAGGUGUCCCAGGCAAGGGUCAGGAGACAGUGACAGGCCCAGCUCCUCAAUCGCCCUCUGAAUAUACCACCCAUCUUUAAUGUGAUCCUUCUAGCAAUCUGGCCUGAGCCUCAUGCCCCGGCAAAGCAGGCUCUCGCCUCCCCCCUCUUCCUUUACCGACAUAUUUGGGGCUGGGAAGGGUGGUGUCAGGCCUGCCUCCAGCCAGACUUCGCAGGUGCCCACUUGGCUGAGCUCUAAACUGACUGUUGGCCCACCCCUGCUCCCUGACUGCCUUCAGAGCCCCUUCCCCUGGGAACAAAGCAGACCCCCACCACACAUGUCCCAGAGGACAAGACACAUGGCAGGGAGGGCUGGCCUCAGGCCUGUGGCACUCAAUGACAGACCUAGUCAAUUACCAAGGCUGCCGGACCCCUUCCUUGCUCAGGCAGAUUCCAGCCCCUCUCAAAAUCAGUCUCUCAAAACCUGUGGCCCACUUCUGCCCAUGGCUCCCACCCUGAUUCUCACCCAGUCCCUCCCCCACCACGCCCCUAGUCCCAAAUGGGGGCCCGGUCUGUGGCCCUUAAUUUAGUCAUUCAUUUAGCAAUAAAUAGGCCGUGUGCCGUGCACAGUUCUAGAUCCUGCAGCUUUGGCGGGGAACAAAGCAGCUGAAAACUCCUGCUCUCGAAGAAGAACACUCCGGCAGGGAAAAGAGACAGGAAACAAAAUAAAUAAAUAAUGUGAGGUGGGAGCAUGUCACCGAGAAGGUGACAAUGAGCAAAGACCUGAAGGAGGAGAGGGAGGGAGCCGUGCGGGGGUCUGGAGGAAGAGCCUUCCAGGCAGAGGGCAAAGGUCCUGAGGCAGGAGCUGCCAGUGCGUUCCAAGAGGCCGGGGUGUUGGGAGCAGAAGGAAGAUGAAAGGAUGGGGAGCGAGGGGAGAAGAAGUCAGGAAAGUGAGGAGCGAUGACGUGAACAGGGUCAUGUAAGACACUGCAAAGACCUGGCUUUUGCUCUGGGAGCUGGGAAAAAAAAAAAAGAGGCUGAAUAAUGGCACCUCAGAAACUUUGCUGUUGUGAUGAGGUUAAUGAUCCUGAGAUGGGGAGAUGACCCUGGAUUUCCCCCGCGAGCCCUAAAUGUAAUCACAGGGGUCUUUAUAAGAGGGUCGCAGGAAUAGUGAGUCAGAGAAGGCGCUGUGACAGCAAAGGAAGCAGAGGUUGAAGUGACAUGCUUUGAAGAUAGAGGGAGGGGCCAAAAGCCAAGGCAAGCACAGAGUCGGAGCGACUUGAAUCUAGGAGCCCCCCAGCCCUUGCUGGCCUUGUGCCAUGAGCAGAAGCUCUAGAAGUUGGAAAAUGCGAGAUAAUAGAUCACCCCCUAGAACCUCCAGACAGAAACACAGCCCUGCCGGCAUCUUGAUUUUGGCCCAGCGAGACCCAGUUUGGACUUCUGACCUACA
Pteropus alecto (black flying fox) is the source of this 2382-nucleotide messenger RNA. RefSeq names its product carcinoembryonic antigen related cell adhesion molecule 19 (gene CEACAM19). The transcript is spliced from 7 exons. Bases 1 to 816 code for a protein of 271 amino acids. The record is from RefSeq and is a predicted model, not a curated record. NCBI's taxonomy places the organism in Eukaryota, Metazoa, Chordata, Mammalia, Chiroptera, Pteropodidae.